AUGGAGUUACCUGCUCUUGGAACUGUGAGUAUCCCGCUCUCAAAGCUGCACGGUAUAACAGGCACCGCAGUGCAAUACGACAUCCUUAAAAUUCAGGACCAGCGCGUCUACAUCAGAGUGCCCGCAGACGAAGCCCACCUUCUCUCCUCUGCCCUCACAGCUAGCGCGCCGGACCUCUCGCUCUUGGAUGUCGGCCAAUCAGCAGCAUUCUUCAACAUCCUCGCCACAGGGCCCACCCUCAUGGCCAUUGCAGGCCCUGACCGAUUUUCCUGGUGCGAGGUGUAG
Molecule: messenger RNA, 285 nt
Organism: Ogataea angusta
Lineage: Eukaryota; Fungi; Ascomycota; Pichiomycetes; Pichiales; Pichiaceae
Exons: 2
Coding region: 1-285 (94 amino acids)
Source: RefSeq, a predicted model, not a curated record